Molecule: messenger RNA, 1465 nt
Organism: Fomitiporia mediterranea MF3/22
Lineage: Eukaryota; Fungi; Basidiomycota; Agaricomycetes; Hymenochaetales; Hymenochaetaceae
Exons: 3
Coding region: 828-1343 (171 amino acids)
Biological process (GO): copper ion transmembrane transport; intracellular copper ion homeostasis
Cellular component (GO): plasma membrane
Molecular function (GO): copper ion transmembrane transporter activity
Source: RefSeq, a predicted model, not a curated record
CUCAUUCCCUGGUUCCCACUCACCCUUUGCUCUCGCGGUCUUGUCGUUCUCGCACGCGGUUUGCUAUCUGUCUUUAUAGGCGCUCUCGUUCUGCGGUUUCUCCUGGUGGUCGAGUGAGAGCGUUGUCCUCACGAAGCUCGGCCAUCGUCGGUGUCUUUCCGUCACACUCAGCAUAGUCUCUUCCGCAUACAUCAUUUCUUGCUUGCUAAGAUAGGUUCUAUGGCAUAUUACUUGUACUUCUAUUACACGCAAGGACGUUGCAAGAGAGCUGUUAGUCAUGUGUCAGGAGAGUUGGUGUGAGCGGAGCCUCAGGAAGCCAACUCUCAAAUUCUGUCGUCUAGGAUGUCCCAACCGACCUGUUUGGGUACACUGGAAGAUCUGGCUUUUCUGCUGCGUGCUUCACUUGAACCGCGCACAGUUACCGCAUUGUAAGCUUGUCCGUUCUCACCAGAGAAAUACCACUUCUGUUUGUUGGUGGGUGGUUUCUCUUCCCACAUCAGAGUUAUUUAUCCUAUGCAUCGAGUAAAUGAUGUUUUCUCUUGUGACGAAAUUUUGUUUACUGACACUGAAGGAACUGGGACGGGAAGGACUUUCAAGCCACGUCUUCAUCGUUGCGGGCUCAACUUUGGAUUAUAUAAUCAAAUGGACCGUGGUCUCAGACCCAGCCUGGUCCAUGGACCGCUAAACCUAGCGACUUGUUUUGGUCAUUGUGACAGUAGCAUUCUCCCACCACAACUACCCGCUUCCUUCGGCUUGGAUACCUCCCCUCACUCUUAUUAUCCCUCACCCAACUCGUCGCCUUUUCCACCUCUGUAAUUGCAACCACAAUGGAUAUGGACAUGGGCUCCUCAAGCAACUCAACAGAAUUGAUGAUGACGAUGACCCCGUACCUCCAUUUCACCGGCGGCGAUUUCCUCUUCUUCAAAUCCAUAACUCCUAGCUCGAACGGCGCAAUCGCUGGUGCCGCUAUCUUUCUCUUUUUCCUCGCUAUUUUUGAGAGGGUCGUCGUUGCGAUGCGUGCCGUCAUGGAAAACCGUUGGAAACAAAGAGCGAAGGCCCUAGUAGAGCAUCACGUACUCUUGACAGAGAAAUGUCAUGAUGCUGGCCUGAGCCAGCCGUCCUUGCCUUCAGUGACGAAGAAGCGGGUCAUCCCGCCGUUUGUCCUCUCGCAAGACGUCAGCCGAGGCGCUAUGCACGCGUUGCAGUCCUUCAUACACUUCGCGAUCAUGUUGGCCGUCAUGACUUUCCAGGCUGCGUAUAUCAUUGCGAUCAUCAUAGGACUGGGGGUCGGGGAAGUGUUGUUUGGACGUCUUUCUGCUCAGCUUAGCCUUCAUAGUCACUAGCUGUUAGAUGCUGCUCAUAACUACUUGCUAUGCGUUCACGGAUUUCUAGUGUCCCUUCUAUCUUCAACAGUGUCUUUAUGUAAAUGACAAAUGUUAUGUUGCCAGGAGCUUUCCACUUCCAC